UCAACCAUCGGGAGAGCGACAAAAGAGAAACAGGGGUGGAGAGGGGAGGAGAGAGAGAGAGAAACGUCCUUGUGUCGUCCACACGAUCCUUCUCCUCUUCGCCACGCUCCAAGAAUCGAUUUUUUGCCUAUUUUUCUCGUUUUCAGAGAAUGGAGUUUUUCUUCGGUGGCUUUCUCGGCGAAUCAUCCGGGUUGGAGAAAUCGUUUACUCAUCCGGAUAUUCAGAAGUGCCCGUUCCUUCGAAACAUCAAUGAAACUACUAACUUUUCCUUCUCCUCGGCUUUUCCUGUCGCUGCUCGUGGAGUGAAGGGCCCAAUCUUUGAAGAUGGUCCGAGUUUCGACACGGCAUUCAGGCUUUUCCACGGGCGAGAUGGAGUCGUCCCACUUUCGGGAAAAUCAUAUAUUCGUAAUGAGAAUGUGGAACCUGAGCACGUACCCCAAUUUAACCCGUUGGCGGCGAAAGCAGCCACCAUUAGCCUUUCGGCUUUUGGAGGGCCUUUCGGAUUUAAUUUCUUCUCGGACAAGUGGAAGAAGCUGAACAAGAAAUCAUCCAAACAAGAUCAGCGUUCGCAAAAAGGAGGAGGCGACUCAUCGCACGAGGCACUCAGCAACGAAUGGCUUGAAACGGGACAAUGCCCGAUCGCAAAGUCCUACAGAGCAGUAAGCGGUGUCCUGCCCCUUGUCGCAAAAGCCCUACAACCCCCGCCCGGAAUGAAACUCAAGUGUCCACCAGCUGUCGUCGCCGCGCGUGCCGCCCUUGCCCGUACCGCCUUCGUAAAGAACCUCCGUCCCCAGCCCUUACCCGCAAAAGUGCUCGCUAUAGGCCUCCUAGGAAUGGCGGCCAACAUCCCCCUCGGCGUGUGGAGGGAGCACACCGAAAAAUUCUCUCCGCAGUGGUUUGCUGCUGUGCAUGCUGCCGUUCCCUUCAUCGCUAUGCUACGGAAGUCCGUUUUAAUGCCGAAGACCGCGAUGGCCUUCACUAUCGCUGCAUCGAUAUUAGGGCAGACGAUCGGGUCGCGGGCCGAGCGGCUGAGGCUGAAGGCCAGAGCUGCCGCGAGAACCUCCAUCUGUGUUCCAGAAGCUUCCUAUAUAACGAAGGGCAGCGGCCACUGUGGCGAUGGAGAGGUGAAAGUGUGGGAUCCACUUACCAUGAAGGCGGCGAACUCCGGUUAUUCUGCUUCUGCUUCUGCUGCAGCUCCAACUGCUGCUGCUGCAAAUGUGUGUUUCUGAUGAUGUUUUAAGUGUUAUUCAUGCUGUGGAAGACACCUACAUGUUUUGUUAUCUCAGUUUAUUAAGAGUAAUUCCCCUUGAAUCAUUAGCUUGUAAUGUUGAACCAGAGGAGGUGAAAAAGUUGAAUAAAGGGUAGUAAAAAACACUUACAAAAUGCUACCUUUUUCCUCUUAGUAUGUGAUGAAUUUCCAUGAUUGGUGAUUGUUAUAUGUAUACACUCAAAGAGACUCCCUUUUUC
Molecule: messenger RNA, 1467 nt
Organism: Ananas comosus (pineapple)
Lineage: Eukaryota; Viridiplantae; Streptophyta; Magnoliopsida; Poales; Bromeliaceae
Exons: 4
Coding region: 150-1229 (359 amino acids)
Cellular component (GO): chloroplast
Source: RefSeq, a predicted model, not a curated record